This is a messenger RNA of Anneissia japonica, 1905 nucleotides long. Its product is annotated as glutathione S-transferase theta-1-like. Gene Ontology annotation, biological process: glutathione metabolic process. The record is from RefSeq and is a predicted model, not a curated record. Lineage: Eukaryota; Metazoa; Echinodermata; Crinoidea; Comatulida; Comatulidae. Gene Ontology annotation, cellular component: cytoplasm. The transcript is spliced from 4 exons. Bases 617 to 1381 code for a protein of 254 amino acids. Gene Ontology annotation, molecular function: glutathione transferase activity.
UCUUUGUUGCUAGUUUGAUUUGUUUUUAUGUUUGAGUUGUAAAUAUUGUCGCAAGGCAUGAACAUUAAACAAAACGUGCCCAACAUAAAGACAGUUUAGUAUUGUGUUGACCUCGGGUGAAUCUUACAAACCAAUUCUAAUAAUGUAAUAUAAAACUUACAUGAAUUGCGCCAUCUAGCUAACAUAACUUGCCAUGCAUUGUAUUUGGUUGAGUAGAGUUAUCGUAAAGGUACGCUGUUGUAAACGAGGAUAGGCCUAUAUAGUUUUUUGAAGCUCCCGAGGGAAACCAGCGUUCUGGAUUUGAUUGAUUCGUAGAGUUUGAGACAAGGGAAGUAGUCCUUGUGUACAUGGUGCAAGCCCAAGACAUGAAGUUGAAAUAGGCCUAUUACUGUUGAGUUUAAUUACUAAUUACACAUUUUUUAUUGGUUGUUUCAAACCUGAAGAUUACAUAGAAGACAACUUGACAGUUCGAGCUUCCUGUCAAAAUGGAGAAUAAUUAACUUUACUGGAAGGAAUCUGGUGUUCGCUCUCAGUGUAACUGUCGUUGCUGGUAGAUGAGCUGCUGCAGGAUCGAAAUUACUCUUUAUCUUAUUAACCAUCACAUUUCGGUAAAGACAUGAAUUUUCGACGGAGCUCUAUGAUGGUAUUGCCAUCGUCUGGUGGUACUGGUGCAAGAAGGAGUUCUUGCGUGCUGCUCUCUAGCGCAGGCCUACCCCAAGAACCCGUUACCGUCUAUGUUGUCCGCCUGUCACCACCUUGUAGGGCGGUGUGGAUCUAUUUAGCUCAGAACAAGAUCCCAUACAACCUCAUUGAUGUCGAUUACUCGCAAAAUAAUCCUGAUCUGGCAGAGAAAAAUCCACACGAAUCAGUGCCGACGAUGAUAGAUGGUGAUAUUGUUGUAUUCGAGGGACAGGCUAUUCUAAGGUAUUUGUCUUCACGUUACACUAACUAUGCGAGCUACGGAUCAACACUAGCCCAACGCAUGCAAGUUGAGUCUGUUAUAGCAUGGGCUUCAUCCGAACUUCACAGGAUUGUAGGUUAUAGAUGUGCUUACCCCCAGUCACUCGAGAAGUACAGUCUCGCUUCCAGGGCCGCUACCGAGGUACUUGUCAAGUCCGGAAUUGAGCAACUGAUUACCACUUUAGAGACCCUAGAGAAACAUUAUCUGAAAGACAAAUCCUUCUUAUGCGGCAAUCGACUAACCAUGGCAGACAUCGUAGUAGCGACCACUUUGAUUCAAGCGGAGUGGGUUGGAUUCUCUUUUCGUAUGUGGCCUAAAGUUUCAAAAUGGUUGCAUGCUGUCGCCAAAGUUGAAUUCUGGGAAGACGUGCAUAAAACCCACGAUGAAUACGUCAAAGAACUUAAAGAAGCGCUUGAUUAGAUAGGCAUAUAAACUUCUAUACAUAGAAGCAGCAAGAAAUAUAUGUAAUAAUUAUAACGGGUAUAAUUAUUGUUGCAAUGCAUGUAGGCCUAUGUGUGAUCUUGAACGCGAUUUAUAUUUUUAAAGUGAAAUGCAAUUUUAGGAUUUUAUUUAAAAUUGUAGAUAUAAUUCGAACAAUAAACUUGUUGUUGAAAGCGCAAACAUCGCUAGAACGCUAGAAGUACGUCAACAAAUUGAAAAUGCACUAAAUGUGAUAGAAACGUAGGAAAUUAUUUGUAGAAACUUCUACUUAAGUUAUGAAUGGGUUUUGUUUCAAACACCUUUCUUUAAAUGAGUUUAAUUAACCUUAAUUGUAGAUUGACGUUCGUAAGCCUAAUGAUAGUGUUAUUGCAAUGCGACUAAAACGUCAUCACCUAAACGAUACUGGAUCCAUGGAAGUUAAUGUAAAUUUUAGGUACCUAUUGAAAAACGAACCACCGAAUUCCAUUUAUGUACAAAUACAAUAAUAAUAACCAUAAUACGGA